CAAAACAGGUGCUUCUCCCACUCUGUGACGUCAUCGCGAAUGGAGAUUUGUGUAAACUCGACCUUUCUCGGAUUCCAAGAUGGCGUUGCAGAGAGCUGAGUCCUAAGAUAUGGGUGAGCGAAGGCCUGAAGAAUUGUGUGCCCAGGCGUGUGAGCAUCUGUGUCGUCAGGAAUACGAACGAGCCCUGCACUGCUGUGAUGAGGCAGUGGCUGCGUUGCCCAACAUCUCUCCAUUCCCCACCUCCACCCCUUCAGAUGAGGCUGUCCGGCUUCAGGCAUCGCUCUACAGGAUCUCCGCUCUCCUUCAGCUGAAAAAGUAUAGUGAGGCUGAAGAAGACUGUAAAAGUGUGCUAUGCAUUCAUGAGGUCCUUCGUGACGGUUUGCUGAGAGACGUGUUGGUGACUAUGUUGUUGGAAGGGAGAUUGAAGGAGGUGUAUCAUGCACUGUACAACUGUGAAGGUGUAGACUGUGUGAAUGGAGAAUCCAUGCAAACCUUUAGACAGCUGCUGUUACUGCUAACAGAAACCCAGGUUUCAAGUAAUGCUGCUAGAGUUUCACCAGAACCUGUGAAUCAAGGUAUUCAUAUUGAUCAUCGGUGGAAGUACAGACCCCCACCUCGAGGAGUUUUAGGGUUAGACGAAUAUACAAUAUGUUGCAGGUUUCUGCAGUAUGGCUCUUGCCACUAUGGUGUGCUGUGUCUCUUUGCACACUCUCACGGUGAACUGGUGGAGUGGCGGGAGCGUCACGUUUACCGCAGGCUGCAGGACCAGCAGACCAGGGAGGAGCUGCAGCACUGUGGGAGCUAUGGGGAAAACCUAAUUGAGAAGUGGAUCAGCAACCCCAGUCCUGACAAAGUGGUCAGUGGAAGUGUGGACGGUGUGACAGUGGAUUGUGUCCCUGAGCUCAAUCAGGUUGCAAAGGAUAAAAAGUGCACCCUCAGCUGGAUGCUGCUUUUAAACUGUAAUCCUCCCCGUUUGCUGCACCGCGUGGCCCUGCUCAGCGACCUGCACCGCUCUCACUUCAGCAUCUCGUCGGUGGCAGCGGGCUGCUCUGACAGCCUGCAUCCCUACUCCAUCUCGGAGCAGUGCCAGGAGUGGAGCCGGGACCUGAGUGGCCAGAACCGCAUUAAAGAGCACGUUUACCAGGUCACGGUGCGCUUCUGCACGGAGAUCUUCGGGAACUUCCAACAAACCGUGGUGUUUGACUUCGGGACUGAGCCAGUGUUGAUGCAGACCGUUUCUGCAGCUGUGUCCUUAGAUGAAGACGUAGAAGCGAUAUUUCACCAGCAGCAGCAGUCUCUCCUGCUGUCCCAGCGAUGGGACCCAACCUGCAAGCACAUCGCUGUGGUGGAGUUCCAGCCUCGGGAGCUCUCUGACCUCGACCAGUCCCUGCUGCUGAACUACGAGAUCCCCGCUGCUGCAGACCAGCUGUUCACACGCUCCGUGCUUGACAAAUCCCUCAACAUGCACAACUACUACUCCCGCUUCCAUGACCUGCUGUACAUAGAGGAGAACGCACAGAGCAAGGAAGUCAGCAAGUUUAAUAUCCAAGCCAGUUUGCACAUUGUGAGCGGCUCCUCUGUGCCGGGUCACCCUGGCAGUGCCAGGCAGCUCCUGAACGGGCAGCUGUUUGCCAUCUUGAAUCUGAGUGGCACUGUGAUCACCAGGGACACGGCAGCGGGCAGGCUGGUGACAGACACGGUGACCAGCGUGCUGCUGAUGCCCGUGGGCCGAAGGAAGGGGCCUUGCCCUGCCCCAGGCAGCAAGGAGAAGGUGUACGAAGCCUUGCUGGAGGACCGCAGCCGAGAAUACCUGCUGCUGCGACUUGCAAAGGAGUGCUGCGAGGACCUGAAACUGCAACCAGACAAGGACCUGCUGGUAGAGCUGCAGUUUCAGCUGAACCGUUUGCCACUCUGUGAGAUGCACUAUGCGUUAGAUACUUUCCAGGACUGCAGCCUGCUUUUUCCAGAUCUAUCCACUGUCGUUUUACCACCUCCUUUAAACAGUGAUGACGGUUUAGAAAUGAGGCUCAACCCACGACAGAGAGAAGCUAUCCAGGCCAUCGCCGCUCCGCUGUCCCUGAGACUGCCCCCUUUAAUAAUCACAGGGCCAUCAGGCACUGGGAAGACCUUCACACUGAUUCAGGCGGUCAAGUUACUGCUGAGGGACACUAAAUGCAGGAUUCUCCUGUGUACGCACUCAGAACCCGCUGCUGACAUCUUUGUAAAAGAUCAUCUAAACUUUCAUGAUGGUCCUGGCCUCCCAGAAGGCUGGCUCUUGAGAAUCCACAACAAGAACAAGCCGGUGAAAUCUGUACUUCCCGCAGUGCAGCGAUUCAGUCUGAUCACUCGCAGUCGUACAUCCUUCCUACUGCCGACCAAGGAGGACGUUGUAAAGAGCCGUUUGGUGGUGACGACAGUCAGCCUGUCCAAACACCUCACCCAGCUUGGCCUCGGCAUUGGUUAUUUCACACACAUCUUGCUGGAUGAAGCUUCGUACGCCACUGAGUGCGAGUCACUUCUGGCUUUAGCGCUGGCUGAUGAAUCCACGCGGGUUGUGCUGGCUGGAGACCCUGCUCAGCUAGCCCCGGUUGUGUACAGCGAGUUUGCCCGGGAGCGAAGCCUCCAUGUCUCCUUGAUAGAGCGGCUGUCUCAAUUCUACCCACCCGACAGCUGCUGCAGGAUAGAAUUAUCUGCACACUACCGAUCACAGGAGACUAUUAUAAAUCUUGCCUCUGAGCUGUUCUAUGGAGGAGAUUUGAGAGCAGCUAGUAAACAGCCGGCCCACAAAGAAUUCUUUCCACUCUCUUUCUUUGCUGCUUGGGGAAUGGACAAGAACUGCUACAGCUACUACAACUUUGCAGAGGUGUUGGAAAUAGCUGAGCAGGUAGAAGAGCUCCAGAAGAAGUGGCCAGUAGCCUGGGGCAAGCUGGAUGAGAACAGCAUCGGAGUGGUGACUCCGUACGCCAGCCAGGCCGUCUGCAUCCGAGCCGAGCUGCACAAACGCAAACUGCAGGACGUAACCGUAGAGCAAAUACUCAACGUUCAAGGCCGUCACUUCAGGGUGCUGUUUCUGAGCACAGUGCGGACGAGGCACACCUACAAGGAGCCCUCGGCGGUGGUGAAGCGGAAGGACCAGCAGCAGGAGGAGACGGCCGAGGACCUGGAGUACGGCUUUCUGUCCAGCUCCAGGAUGCUGAGUACCGUGCUGCCUCGCGCCCAGUCCCUGCUGGCCGUGGUGGGAGACCCCGUAGCACUCUGCACCAUUGGGAAAUGCCGGAAGAUCUGGGAGCGGAUCAUCUUGCUGUGCCACGAACGUGGCAGCCUCCACGGAGUGGCGCUGCACGAGAUCCACACCCAGCUCGAUAACCUGGAGCUGAGCAGGAGCUGUGUGCUGAACCCCCUCGCACCCGAGUUCAUCCCCCGGACUCUGCUGCACCCAGCCUUCUCCCGCAGACUGCAGGCAUCCUUUCCACGGCUCAGCGCUAGAAGGCCUCAAUUUCAGCGCUUCAAGCCCCCAGGACAAGCAGAAGUUUAUGGACACAACAGCCCUGCGGGGCUUGUCGGCAGCCCAGUUUGCUCCUUUCAGUUUCCUUCCGGGCGCCACUCCAUCUUUGGGAAAUCGGCGAGCCCCCUGCAGAGAAGUGAUCCCCAGGGCAGGAACAACAUUGUGUGCGUCCCUCCUUACAGGAGCCGCUUCGUCAUGCCAGUACCUGUGCCCUGCUCUGGCUACCAGAACCGGUUACCGCUAGACCCGCGGAUCAUGGCCUGUCAGGCAGCUGUGGCCUAUAAUAUCAACCUGUUACAAAACCAGGGCCGCCUGUCUCCUGGACCCUUUGUCUCUGGACCUCUCUCUCCUCACCAGACAUACCAGUCAUCCAUAGAUGGCAGUGUGGAACACAGCAAAACAGGUCGAGAAGAAAUGCUUCCAGGUUUUGAGACUGUGAAGCUCUGGAAGGAAAAUGAAAUGAAAGAAAAGUAUUUAGCAAAUCUGGACUCUCUAGGUGGGAGUCCCUUCUGGUUGUCAGAGGGUCAGAUGGACAGAAGCUCGGCUCCGAAGUUCGGCCAUAGUGCCAAGCCAUAUUUCAACAGCUCCUUCUCCGAGGUGAAGUCUCACCACAGCUUCAGUCCGCAGGGUCUCCACAGCCCCAGCAGAUUCCCCGGAAACCCCAGCAUGGACGGCCUUCCCUACAGCCUGGACAGGACCCCCCUGCCCUUUGCCUCCUCCCCUGAGCCCUGCCGCUCGCCCCUGCUGGGCCGCAUGGAGCACAUCAGGAGAAGCCCCUCCCCAGCACCCCUGCUUCCUCACCUCUCUCCAGGACUGAGCAGCCCCGGGGUCACCGCCCCACAAGGGAGCCCCCAGACAAACCUACAGAACGACACCCACGUAAACUCUGCAAUGAGGGAGAAUGUGCAAAGUUCUGACAGAUGUAUCUCCAAGUUCAGCCAGUGGAUGGAGCAGUGUGGUGACCUGGUCAAUGACCAUCCUAAUCAUCAUCAUCAUCAUCAUAGUGUUCCUCAGUCUCUGAACAUGCACAGCCCUCUAGUCCAGAAUCAUGACGUCUUCCGGCUCUCAUCCCAGCACGAUGCAAAUCAUAUCGACAGCUAUCACGGGGAUCCCAACUUAUCUGUACACGAGAGUUUUGAACAGCAUGCUCCUUGGAAUGACCCCAGAACCACGGCACAAUCUGCAGAGAUCUCCCCCAAAGUCAAGUUGUUCCCGUACUGCUCCUCAUCGACUCGGCCCCUGUCUCCUCUCCCCUCUCCGAUGUGCUACGAGCGGAGCCUCAAGCGCAUCUCCCACUUCGGCAAGCUCGAACACGGGCCCUCCCCUUACACACCGGAUCACAAGCAGAAACUCUUUCACUUCCCCAACUACCCGCUGCCCGAAUUCGGAUCAGCUGUCCACUCCAACUCUCCCCACCUCCCCUCCUCCGUCUCUCCAGUCUCCGCACGUAUGCUGCUGCAGCCGCCCCUAAACACUCACAAUGUGGUCACAGUCAUUGGAGCCGACCUGGGAUCAGCACAGCACGGUGACCCACACUGCCAUCAUGAGAGAGACUUCUACGCCAGCCCAAAGCAGUUUCAGAGGGAAUCCGAGAUUGACGUCCGGACAGUGGGCCGACCGCUGUACCAGCGAGGCUUUCCAUCUACCCUGCAGGAGUCUCCCUCCUCCCAAGCCAGCCAGGAGCCCAGCCCCUUCUGUAGCCCGGACCUGCUCUCACCCGCCUCCACAGGGGGCCAGCGGGCUGUGGAAGAGACCGAGGACAGUGCCUUCAGCCCCAUGGAGAGCAGUGAAGGCCAGGCAGCUCUGCAUGCUCAGGACUGCGCAGACUACAACAGGCAGUACACACCCUCCAGCCAACAAGCUCACCCUGACUGCCUGGAAGGCAGUGAGCAGUUCUACCUGGACGAAAACAAGACGGCUGCCUCUUACGCCAGUGUUCUGCGGGCUCCGCCCCCGUCCAGCCCAGGUCCCUCCCCCGAACUGCCAAAGAAGGCCAACGACCCUCUGACCCUCCUGCAGGACCUGAGCAAACGUUCUGGUCACAGCGACAGCGGCUUCUACUCAUACUUCCAGUGAAACCUCUUAUGUAUUAUUAUUAUUAUUUUUUUUCUUAAUAAUGCACUUUUUUUUGUUUUGUUUUUUUGGGGAAAAAAACAUAUACUAAAGAUUUAUGUUUGUUUGAUAUUUCACAUAACAUAUAUCUCUUUUUACAUUUACUUUUGAUGCAUGGUUUUUGAAAGCAUUAAUGUAUUUUUUCUUUUUUUUAUGGGGGGAUGGAAGGGUUAAUCCUUGUUUCAAAAAAUAUAGUUAUUACUUUUUCUGGAAAAGAGGGAUGUUUUGAAAUUCGAUUCUUGAGAGUGUAGCCUUUCAGCAGAGCCGCCAAGAUGUCCGCUUACCAGAGCUGCUUCAGCUUCUCCAAUGGUAUCAUAAUCCGGUACAGUGUACUUAGACUAGAAUGUUGUGAUCAAAACAAUGAAUUGAGAUCAGUUACUAUAAUUUAGUAUUUGUUCUCUUUUUUUGCAUUGUAAUAUGCUGACUAGUAUUGAGUUACUUCUUCCAUAUAAGUGGAAUUUGUGUAUUUAGCUUUACAGAAUUCCAAUAUUUAUAUAACGGUAUUUUUGAAGACACUUUGCUAUUUUUUUCCCAUAAUGCACUAUGAGUUAAAUCUAUGACAUUUUUCCGUAAAUGAAUUCCGUAUCAUGUGUAAGCACUUUAUAUUCAUUCGAAUGCUAUCCUCUGUUCUAGUAAACCUUUAUUUUGUUUUGCUUUGGACACGUGUACGUAUUUGAAAUCUUUUGAUGUUUAAAUGUUUUGACUUUUUUGCACACAAAAGGGAUUGUUUUGGGCAUAUUGAUCUUUUAUUUUGGCUACAGUAUAUGUUAUUUUUUUUAUUUAAUGGAUACUUUAAAGGAAAACAAAUAAGUAAAUAUUUUGGUGAACAGAA
Acipenser ruthenus (sterlet) is the source of this 6449-nucleotide messenger RNA. Its product is annotated as probable helicase with zinc finger domain. Gene Ontology annotation, cellular component: cytosol; P granule. Bases 110 to 5581 code for a protein of 1823 amino acids. The transcript has 31 exons. The record is from RefSeq and is a predicted model, not a curated record. Lineage: Eukaryota; Metazoa; Chordata; Actinopteri; Acipenseriformes; Acipenseridae. Gene Ontology annotation, biological process: regulatory ncRNA-mediated post-transcriptional gene silencing. Gene Ontology annotation, molecular function: protein binding; metal ion binding; helicase activity.